GCGGGCUCCCGGGUCCCUCGAGAUGGGCCGGCGGCAGCCGCGUGUCUCGCUGCCCCUCCUCCUCCUGCUCCUCUUCUCCGGCGCCCUCGGCAACAAAGCCAACAAGCACAAGCCUUGGAUUGAGGCUGAGUAUCAGGGCAUCGUCAUGGAGAACGACAACACAGUCCUGCUAAAUCCCCCACUCUUUGCUCUGGACAAGGACACUCCACUGCGCUACGCAGGUGAAAUAUGUGGAUUCCGGAUCCAUGGGGCAGGGGUGCCUUUUGAAGCAGUGAUCCUGGACAAAGCAACAGGGGAGGGACUGAUCCGGGCCAAAGAGCCAGUGGACUGUGAGGCUCACAAGGAGCAUACUUUCACCAUCCAGGCCUAUGACUGUGGUGAAGGACCAGAUGGUGCCAACACCAAGAAGUCCCACAAGGCCACGGUGCAUGUGCGGGUGAACGACGUCAACGAAUUCGCUCCCGUCUUCGUGGAUAAGCUGUACCGCGUGGCGGUGACGGAGGGGAAGCUGUAUGAUCGCAUCCUGCGGGUGGAAGCCAUCGAUGGGGACUGCUCCCCACAGUACAGCCAGAUCUGCUACUACGAGAUCCUGACGCCCAAUGUCCCCUUCCUGAUUGACAAUGACGGGAACAUUGAGAACACAGAGAAGCUGCAAUACAGUGGUGAACGCCUGUAUAAGUUCACAGUGACAGCCUAUGACUGUGGCAAGAAACGGGCCUCAGAUGAUGCUGAGGUCGAGAUUCAGGUGAAGCCCACCUGCAAACCCAGCUGGCAAGGUUGGAAUAAGAGGAUAGAGUAUACCCCAGGUACAGGCAGUCUUGCUCUGUUCCCCAACAUUCACCUGGAGACGUGUGAUGAGCCCCUGUGGAACAUCCAAGCCACUGUGGAGCUGCAGACAAAUCAUGUGGCCAAAGGUUGUGAUCGUGACAAUUACUCUGAGAAGUCACUGCGCAAACUCUGUGGCGCUGCCACAGGUGAGGUGGAUCUGCUGCCAGUGCCCGGUCCCAUGGCCAACUGGACAGCACGGCUCUCGGUCCAUUACAGCCAGGACAGCAGUCUCAUCUACUGGUUCAAUGGCAGCCAGGCCACCCAGGUGCCCAUGGGCAGUGGGACCGGUGCCCUGGAAGGGAUGAGUGACCACUUCACCUUGUCUCUGUGGAUGAAACACAGUGUGGCCCCCAGCAAAGGCAAGCGGGAGGAGGAGACGGUGAUCUGCAGCACCAUGCGCAACGAGGAUGGGUUCUCCCAUUAUUCCCUCACGGUGCAUGGCUGCCGCAUUGCUUUCCUCUACUGGCCACUGCUGGAGAGCGCGAGACCCGUCAAGUUCCUCUGGAAACUCGAGCAGGUCUGCGAUGAUGAAUGGCACCAUUAUGCCCUUAACCUGGAAUUCCCCACCGUUACGCUUUACGUCGACGGCGUCUCCUAUGACCCUGCGCUGAUCCACGACAAUGGCCUCAUCCACCCUCCAAGGCAGGAGUCUUCCCUCAUGAUCGGAGCCUGCUGGGCUGAGGAGAGAAACACAGAGAAAGCAAGAGUGAAUGAGAACUCCACAGACUUGGGGCAAGGAGACCCUCUGCCAAUCCACCACUACUUCCAUGGUUACCUGGCUGGCUUCACUGCGCGCCCCGGCAGCCUUGAGAGCCGGGAGGUGAUAGAGUGUCUCUAUGCCUGUCGCGAAGGGCUGGACUACAGCGACUUUGACAGCCUCGGCAAAGGGAUGAAGGUCCAUGUUAACCCCUCCCAGUCUCUUCUCACCUUGGAGGGGGACGAUGUGGAGACCUUCAACCAUGCCAUCCAGCACGUGGCCUACAUGAACUCCCUGCGCUUCGCCACGCCCGGCGUCCGGCCCCUCAAGCUUGUCACGACUGUCAAAUGCUUCAGUGAGGAAUCCUGCGUCUCCAUCCCAGAUGUGGAAGGCUACGUAGUUGUGCUUCAGCCUGAUGCUCCUCAGAUAUCGCUGAGCGGCAGUUCCCAUUUGGCCCGGCCUGCCUCUGACUUUGAAGGUCCCGAGGGAGUCCCCCUCUUUCCUGAUGUUCAGAUUUCUUGCUCCAUUUCACAUCAAGUGGAAGCUAAGAAAGAUGAAAGCUGGCAUGGCACAGUGGCAGAUACGCGGAUGUCCGAUGAGAUUGUUCACAACCUAGAUGGCUGCGAGAUCUCCCUGGUUGGAGAAGAACUGGAUCCUGAGAGAGAGACUCUCCUCUUGGAUGGGGCCUCUUUGCAGCAGCGAGGGCUGGAGCUAAUCAACACCUCUGCCUACCUCACUGUCACAGGUGUGGAGAGUAUUGCGGUGUAUGAAGAGAUCCUUCGCCAGGUCUCAUACUGCAUACGCCACGGUGCUGCCCUUUAUGAGAGAAAGUUCCGUCUUUCUUGCACUGAGAUGAACGGGCGCUACUCCAGCAAUGAGUUUACAGUUGAGGUGAAUGUGCUGCAUAAUAUGAACCGAGCUGCUCACCCCAAUCACAUUAUGAGCGCCCAGCAGUUCAUGCACCGAGGCCACCAUCUUCCACCAGAACUCUCCGGCCACAGCCUGGCUAACGUUCACCGUAACUCCAUGGUCCCCAGCGCCGCCACCAUAAUCAUUGUGGUGUGCGUGGGCUUCCUGGCGCUGAUGGUGAUCCUGGGUGUCCUGCGCAUCCACUCCUUGCACAGGCGAGGGGCCGAGCGCGAGUGCACGGGGGACUCGGCUGGGGGCCAAGCGGGCGCCCAUGCCAAGGAGAGCGAGAUGUUCUGGGACGACUCUGCCCUCACCAUCAUCGUCAACCCCAUGGAGUCGUACCAGAGCUGUCAGGAGAGGGCAGCGGAGCGUGCCGAGUCCAAUGCCAGAGAAGCAGCUGAGGAGGAAGAGGAG
This is a messenger RNA of Varanus komodoensis (Komodo dragon), 2848 nucleotides long. It is a transcript of the gene CLSTN3, whose product is annotated as calsyntenin 3. Lineage: Eukaryota; Metazoa; Chordata; Lepidosauria; Squamata; Varanidae. Gene Ontology annotation, biological process: homophilic cell-cell adhesion; positive regulation of synaptic transmission; positive regulation of synapse assembly. Gene Ontology annotation, cellular component: postsynaptic membrane; cell surface. Gene Ontology annotation, molecular function: amyloid-beta binding; calcium ion binding; kinesin binding. The annotation marks the transcript as partial. The record is from RefSeq and is a predicted model, not a curated record. The transcript has 18 exons.